Parastagonospora nodorum SN15 is the source of this 1917-nucleotide messenger RNA. RefSeq lists its product as hypothetical. The record is from RefSeq and is a predicted model, not a curated record. Bases 1 to 1917 code for a protein of 638 amino acids. NCBI's taxonomy places the organism in Eukaryota, Fungi, Ascomycota, Dothideomycetes, Pleosporales, Phaeosphaeriaceae. The transcript is spliced from 2 exons.
AUGCCACCCAAGAUACGCCUCAAGACUUCCGAGGAAAUGCAGGCUCAAAGUCUGGCACCGCCGGCAGAAUUAUCUCGGAAACGACCAGCAAACAAUCCAGCUGUUAGCGACAUGUCCAAAAAGCAACAGCGAAUGUCCAAAGAAUUUUCCAUAGAUACCAGCGAUACCGGCAGGAAGUUGACGGAAAAAUUCAAAGAAGUCGGAAAAAAUAUGGGCGAGUUGCAAGACGAACAAGGCAAGAUUGUGGGGAUAUUGGAGCACAAUUCGAAGCAGCUGAACGACGUGGAGGAAAAAGUCGAGAAAAUUUCCUCGCAAAACGAUGAGCGGGAGAGAGAAUUCAAAGAUGAGCUAGGAAAGCGGCCUACGAGCGCCGCUAUCAACAUCACUUUCGAGAAGUUGAAAGUGGAGCAAAGGCAAUUCCACGGCGAGCAAAAGCAAGACAACGAGAACUGGAAAAAUGAGCAGCUCCAAACCAAAGCUGCUGAGAAGGAUAAAUUGGACCUGGAGCAGCAGCAGCAAAAUGAAGCGAUUCAGCAAGUUCGCAACGAAUGUGGGGAGUGGGCAAAUAAGCAGCAGCAGCAGAAUGAAGCUAUACACAACAAUCAACGGCUGCAGGGAAAAAAUGUCGUCGCACUCGACGUGCGUCACCACGAGCUAGAACUCGAGUUCAGGAAUGCCGAACUGAGAAAUACGACCCUAAACCAGAUCGUCGUGCAAAACAGGAACGACACCGAACAACUUCGCAAGGAUAUGGAAGCCCGCUCCGUCACCACCACGGCUGCCAUGGAAGAAAUCAAGCGCGAUAUUGCUGCCCAGAUUGAGCAGCGCGCCCAGGCUAAUUACGAAACUGCUCUCGCUAAACUGCGUGAGGACUUCUCAACUACUCAAGCGUCACUAGAUAUGCAGAUUGAGACACUGUCAAGCCACCUCGAGGCGAUGGCAGAAAAGGACAAGGAGGUCAACAGGCUAUCCGAGGCCCUCAAAGUUACGAACAAGGGGCUCGAAAAACAAAUUCAAGCGAACACUGAGCUGCAGAACAGGGUGGAGACAUUGGAAGCCAGCGCAAAGAAUGCCAAUACCUUCAUCGAAUUAGCCAGAGAACAAAUCGAACCCGCACAGCGGAAAAUUGCCGAUCUGCAAGAAAAGCAAGCGGAUUGUGCUACGAAGACCGAGCUGGGCGAAGCAAAGGAUCGAAUCUCCGGAGUAGUCGAUGCAAUGAAAUCACAUGCUACCAAAGAGGACCUGGACGACUUCGGGACCGCCAUCGUCAAAGCCCUUCAGACUCCACCUCCACAAAAUCGACCAGACAUCAUCCCAACGCACAACGUACCGCCCUUGCAAACCAAACUCCUCAUCAUGCCCGCCCCAGAAGGACCUGACGAAUUCAACUUCAACAUCUUCCCCUCCCCACGCCCCGGCUCACGCAUGACUCCCAACGGCACGAGACCCUAUCCGUCUCCCCCAGCCGCAAAGCCACAGGACAUGUACCCCUCGCCCUCAACCCCCACAGUCACACCUCAGGCAUUACCGCGCGCGAAUCCACAGGCUCCGCCUCGCCAUCUAGGCCCUCCACAAUAUGGAGCUGAACACUACGCCAACAACACACAUGGGCCUUACAUGCAGCAGCAGCACCAACAGCACCAGCAGCGCCAGCAGCAGCGCCAGCAGCGCCAGCAGAAGCGCCAGCAGCGCCAGCAGCAGCAGCAGCAGCAGCAGCAGCAGCAGCAGGGGCAUCAGCAGGGGCAUCAGCAGGGGCAUCAGCAGGGGCAGCACCAGGGGCAGCACCAGCAGCAGGGGCAGCACCAGCCGCAGGGGCAAGCACCAGAGCGACGCGUUUCUUGGGUUUCGAGUGGACCGCGACAUCCUUUCGAGCUGGAAGGCGACGCGCAAGCUGGCGUUGUGGAUUUGACGCGCUGA